AUGGCGUCGGAGGUGUUAGAACCGCGAGAUGUCACCUUUCGAAACUACACUACCGACCAAGCUUCCGACUACGCUGCGGGACGACUUGGCUACACCGAUGCUCUUAUCGACUUCAUUCUCAACUAUCACAGAUCCACUAAUGGAGAGACUGGAUGUGUAGUGGAUGUCGGUUGUGGACCAGGCACUGCGACUCAAAAGCUAGCGCCGCACUUUGAUCUAGCUUAUGGCGUUGAUCCGGGAGAGAGUAUGAUCACAACAGCUACUACUCUUGGUGGAAAGACUGGAACUGGCGCCCCAAUCGUAUACAAGCUGAGCACGGCAGAAGAUAUUGACAAGAUCAAUGACAUUCCCCAUUCCUCUAUCGAUAUGAUAACAGCUGCUACUGCGGCUCACUGGUUCGAUAUGCCGAGGUUCUGGGCAGCAGCAGCCAAGGUGCUGAAACCAGGAGGAACUGUCGCAAUCUGGACAGUUUUCAGACAAUCGGGCUCAUUCAACAAUAACACCGAACUUCAAUCCAUCUUUAACGACUUUCUGGACGCUCUUGCCCCUUACUCAACCGCAAGCACCCAUCUCACUCAAAGCGGUUAUGUAGCUCUUCCCAUGCCUUGGGAUGAUCCCGAUACUUCUGCGUUUUAUGAUCACCGAGUACCUACGCGCCAUGUGCUCACUGCUGAAGACGGCUUCGUCCCCGACGCAGGCAGGACGGGAACCGAGCGGAGCAGAGUUGGUGAGCCCCUAGACAAACAGCUCCUAAUGAUAGAGAGAUUGGUAGGAACAUUCGGUUCAGUGAGUCGCUGGCAGAAAGAGAAUCCUGAGCUCGUGGGGACAGAAGAAGACCAUGUCCGGAUCCUGAUGAGUAAGGUACGGAAAUUGUUGGAAGACAGUGGAGAGCCAAUCGAUUUGUCAACCUUGUCGGCAAAGAUGGCUGUUGCACUGAUAUUGGUGAAGAGGAGGUGA
Molecule: messenger RNA, 957 nt
Organism: Fusarium odoratissimum NRRL 54006
Lineage: Eukaryota; Fungi; Ascomycota; Sordariomycetes; Hypocreales; Nectriaceae
Exons: 3
Coding region: 1-957 (318 amino acids)
Molecular function (GO): S-adenosylmethionine-dependent methyltransferase activity
Source: RefSeq, a predicted model, not a curated record